AUGGGUGCAUGCAUAUGGACAUCAAACAAAGCAGGAUGGCGUGGUGUAACUCAGUUCGAUGCGGUGCGCCCCCAUGGAUUAAGGCACGCCCCCGGAUUAAGGUUCACCCCCGAAUUAAGGUUCGCCCCCGGAUUAAGGUUCGCCCCCGGAUUAAGGUUCGCCCCCGGAUUAAGGUUCGCCCCCGGAUUAAGGUUCGCCCCCGGAUUAAGGUUCGCCCCCGGAUUAAGGUUCGCCCCCGGAUUAAGGUUCGCCCCCGGAUUAAGGUUCGCCCCCGGAUUAAGGUUCGCCCCCGGAUUAAGGUUCGCCCCCGGAUUAAGGUUCGCCCCCGGAUUAAGGUUCGCCCCCGGAUUAAGGUUCGCCCCCGGAUUAAGGUUCGCCCCCGGAUUAAGGUUCGCCCCCGGAUUAAGGUUCGCCCCCGGAUUAAGGUUCGCCCCCGGAUUAAGGUUCGCCCCCGGAUUAAGGUUCGCCCCCGGAUUAAGGUUCGCCCCCGGAUUAAGGUUCGCCCCCGGAUUAAGGUUCGCCCCCGGAUUAAGGUUCGCCCCCGGAUUAAGGUUCGCCCCCGGAUUAAGGUUCGCCCCCGGAUUAAGGUUCGCCCCCGGAUUAAGGUUCGCCCCCGGAUUAAGGUUCGCCCCCGGAUUAAGGUUCGCCCCCGGAUUAAGGUUCGCCCCCGGAUUAAGGUUCGCCCCCGGAUUAAGGUUCGCCCCCGGAUUAAGGUUCGCCCCCGGAUUAAGGUUCGCCCCCGGAUUAAGGUUCGCCCCCGGAUUAAGGUUCGCCCCCGGAUUAAGGUUCGCCCCCGGAUUAAGGUUCGCCCCCGGAUUAAGGUUCGCCCCCGGAUUAAGGUUCGCCCCCGGAUUAAGGUUCGCCCCCGGAUUAAGGUUCGCCCCCGGAUUAAGGUUCGCCCCCGGAUUAAGGUUCGCCCCCGGAUUAAGGCUCGCCCCCGGAUUAAGGUUCGCCCCCGGAUUAAGGUUCGCCCCCGGAUUAAGGUUCGCCCCCGGAUUAAGGUUCGCCCCCGGAUUAAGGUUCGCCCCCGGAUUAAGGUUCGCCCCCGGAUUAAGGUUCGCCCCCGGAUUAAGGUUCGCCCCCGGAUUAAGGUUCGCCCCCGGAUUAAGGUUCGCCCCCGGAUUAAGGUUCGCCCCCGGAUUAAGGUUCGCCCCCGGAUUAAGGUUCGCCCCCGGAUUAAGGUUCGCCCCCGGAUUAAGGCUCGCCCCCGGAUUAAGGUUCGCCCCCGGAUUAAGGUUCGCCCCCGGAUUAAGGUUCGCCCCCGGAUUAAGGUUCGCCCCCGGAUUAAGGUUCGCCCCCGGAUUAAGGUUCGCCCCCGGAUUAAGGUUCGCCCCCGGAUUAAGGUUCGCCCCCGGAUUAAGGUUCGCCCCCGGAUUAAGGUUCGCCCCCGGAUUAAGGUUCGCCCCCGGAUUAAGGUUCGCCCCCGGAUUAAGGUUCGCCCCCGGAUUAAGGUUCGCCCCCGGAUUAAGGUUCGCCCCCGGAUUAAGGUUCGCCCCCGGAUUAAGGUUCGCCCCCGGAUUAAGGUUCGCCCCCGGAUUAAGGUUCGCCCCCGGAUUAAGGUUCGCCCCCGGAUUAAGGUUCGCCCCCGGAUUAAGGUUCGCCCCCGGAUUAAGGUUCGCCCCCGGAUUAAGGUUCGCCCCCGGAUUAAGGUUCGCCCCCGGAUUAAGGUUCGCCCCCGGAUUAAGGUUCGCCCCCGGAUUAAGGUUCGCCCCCGGAUUAAGGUUCGCCCCCGGAUUAAGGUUCGCCCCCGGAUUAAGGUUCGCCCCCGGAUUAAGGUUCGCCCCCGGAUUAAGGUUCGCCCCCGGAUUAAGGUUCGCCCCCGGAUUAAGGUUCGCCCCCGGAUUAAGGUUCGCCCCCGGAUUAAGGUUCGCCCCCGGAUUAAGGUUCGCCCCCGGAUUAAGGUUCGCCCCCGGAUUAAGGUUCGCCCCCGGAUUAAGGUUCGCCCCCGGAUUAAGGUUCGCCCCCGGAUUAAGGUUCGCCCCCGGAUUAAGGUUCGCCCCCGGAUUAAGGUUCACCGCCGGAUUAAGGUUCGCCCCGGGAAUAAGGUUCGCCCCCGGAUUAAGGUUCGCCCCCGGAUUAAGGUUCGCCCCCGGAUUAAGGUUCGCCCCCGGAUUAAGGUUCGCCCCCGGAUUAAGGUUCGCCCCCGGAUUAAGGUUCGCCCCCGGAUUAAGGUUCGCCCCCGGAUUAAGGUUCGCCCCCGAAUUAAUGUUCGCCCCCGGAUUAAGGUUCGCCCCCGGAUUAAGGUUCGCCCCCGGAUUAAGGUUCGCCCCCGGAUUAAGGUUCGCCCCCGGAUUAAGGUUCGCCCCCGGAUUAAGGUUCGCCCCCGGAUUAAGGUUCGCCCCCGGAUUAAGGUUCGCCCCCGGAUUAAGGUUCGCCCCCGGAUUAAGGUUCGCCCCCGGAUUAAGGUUCGCCCCCGGAUUAAGGUUCGCCCCCGGAUUAAGGUUCGCCCCCGGAUUAAGGUUCGCCCCCGGAUUAAGGUUCGCCCCCGGAUUAAGGUUCGCCCCCGGAUUAAGGUUCGCCCCCGGAUUAAGGUUCGCCCCCGGAUUAAGGUUCGCCCCCGGAUUAAGGUUCGCCCCCGGAUUAAGGUUCGCCCCCGGAUUAAGGUUCGCCCCCGGAUUAAGGUUCGCCCCCGGAUUAAGGUUCGCCCCCGGAUUAAGGUUCGCCCCCGGAUUAAGGUUCGCCCCCGGAUUAAGGUUCGCCCCCGGAUUAAGGUUCGCCCCCGGAUUAAGGUUCGCCCCCGGAUUAAGGUUCGCCCCCGGAUUAAGGUUCGCCCCCGGAUUAAGGUUCGCCCCCGGAUUAAGGUUCGCCCCCGGAUUAAGGUUCGCCCCCGGAUUAAGGUUCGCCCCCGGAUUAAGGUUCGCCCCCGGAUUAAGGUUCGCCCCCGGAUUAAGGUUCGCCCCCGGAUUAAGGUUCGCCCCCGGAUUAAGGUUCGCCCCCGGAUUAAGGUUCGCCCCCGGAUUAAGGUUCGCCCCCGGAUUAAGGUUCGCCCCCGGAUUAAGGUUCGCCCCCGGAUUAAGGUUCGCCCCCGGAUUAAGGUUCCCCGCCGGAUUAAGGUUCGCCCCGGGAAUAAGGUUCGCCCCCGGAUUAAGGUUCGCCCCCGGAUUAAGGUUCGCCCCCGGAUUAAGGUUCGCCCCCGGAUUAAGGUUCGCCCCCGGAUUAAGGUUCGCCCCCGGAUUAAGGUUCGCCCCCGGAUUAAGGUUCGCCCCCGGAUUAAGGUUCGCCCCCGGAUUAAGGUUCGCCCCCGAAUUAAUGUUCGCCCCCGGAUUAAGGUUCGCCCCCGGAUUAAGGUUCGCCCCCGGAUUAAGGUUCGCCCCCGGAUUAAGGUUCGCCCCCGGAUUAAGGUUCGCCCCCGGAUUAAGGUUCGCCCCCGGAUUAAGGUUCGCCCCCGGAUUAAGGUUCGCCCCCGGAUUAAGGUUCGCCCCCGGAUUAAGGUUCGCCCCCGGAUUAAGGUUCGCCCCCGGAUUAAGGUUCGCCCCCGGAUUAAGGUUCGCCCCCGGAUUAAGGUUCGCCCCCGGAUUAAGGUUCGCCCCCGGAUUAAGGUUCGCCCCCGGAUUAAGGUUCGCCCCCGGAUUAAGGUUCGCCCCCGGAUUAAGGUUCGCCCCCGGAUUAAGGUUCGCCCCCGGAUUAAGGUUCGCCCCCGGAUUAAGGUUCGCCCCCGGAUUAAGGUUCGCCCCCGGAUUAAGGUUCGCCCCCGGAUUAAGGUUCGCCCCCGGAUUAAGGUUCGCCCCCGGAUUAAGGAUCGCCCACGGAUUAAUGUUCGCCCCCGGAUUAAGGUUCGCCCCCGGAUUAAGGUUCGCCCCCGGAUUAAGGUUCGCCCCCGGAUUAAGGUUCGCCCCCGGAUUAAGGUUCGCCCCCGGAUUAAGGUUCGCCCCCGGAUUAAGGUUCGCCCCCGGAUUAAGGUUCGCCCCCGGAUUAAGGUUCGCCCCCGGAUUAAGGUUCGCCCCCGGAUUAAGGUUCGCCCCCGGAUUAAGGUUCGCCCCCGGAUUAAGGUUCGCCCCCGGAUUAAGGUUCGCCCCCGGAUUAAGGUUCGCCCCCGGAUUAAGGUUCGCCCCCGGAUUAAGGUUCGCCCCCGGAUUAAGGUUCGCCCCCGGAUUAAGGUUCGCCCCCGGAUUAAGGUUCGCCCCCGGAUUAAGGUUCGCCCCCGGAUUAAGGUUCGCCCCCGGAUUAAGGUUCGCCCCCGGAUUAAGGUUCGCCCCCGGAUUAAGGUUCGCCCCCGGAUUAAGGUUCGCCCCCGGAUUAAGGUUCGCCCCCGGAUUAAGGUUCGCCCCCGGAUUAAGGUUCGCCCCCGGAUUAAGGUUCGCCCCCGGAUUAAGGUUCGCCCCCGGAUUAAGGUUCGCCCCCGGAUUAAGGUUCGCCCCCGGAUUAAGGUUCGCCCCCGGAUUAAGGUUCGCCCCCGGAUUAAGGUUCGCCCCCGGAUUAAGGUUCGCCCCCGGAUUAAGGUUCGCCCCCGGAUUAAGGUUCGCCCCCGGAUUAAGGUUCGCCCCCGGAUUAAGGUUCGCCCCCGGAUUAAGGUUCGCCCCCGGAUUAAGGUUCGCCCCCGGAUUAAGGAUCGCCCACGGAUUAAUGUUCGCCCCCGGAUUAAGGUUCGCCCCCGGAUUAAGGUUCGCCCCCGGAUUAAGGUUCGCCCCCGGAUUAAGGUUCGCCCCCGGAUUAAGGUUCGCCCCCGGAUUAAGGUUCGCCCCCGGAUUAAGGUUCGCCCCCGGAUUAAGGUUCGCCCCCGGAUUAAGGUUCGCCCCCGGAUUAAGGUUCGCCCCCGGAUUAAGGUUCGCCCCCGGAUUAAGGUUCGCCCCCGGAUUAAGGUUCGCCCCCGGAUUAAGGUUCGCCCCCGGAUUAAGGUUCGCCCCCGGAUUAAGGUUCGCCCCCGGAUUAAGGUUCGCCCCGGGAAUAAGGUUCGCCCCCGGAUUAAGGUUCGCCCCCGGAUUAAGGUUCGCCCCCGGAUUAAGGUUCGCCCCCGGAUUAAGGUUCGCCCCCGGAUUAAGGUUCGCCCCCGGAUUAAGGUUCGCCCUCAGAUUAAGGUUCGCCCCCGGAUUAAGGUUCGCCCCCGGAUUAAGGUUCGCCCCCGAAUUAAUGUUCGCCCCCGGAUUAAGGUUCGCCCCCGGAUUAAGGUUCGCCCCCGGAUUAAGGUUCGCCCCCGGAUUAAGGUUCGCCCCCGGAUUAAGGUUCGCCCCCGGAUUAAGGUUCGCCCCCGGAUUAAGGUUCGCCCCCGGAUUAAGGUUCGCCCCCGGAUUAAGGUUCGCCCCCGGAUUAAGGUUCGCCCCCGGAUUAAGGUUCGCCCCCGGAUUAAGGUUCGCCCCCGGAUUAAGGUUCGCCCCCGGAUUAAGGUUCGCCCCGGGAAUAAGGUUCGCCCCCGGAUUAAGGUUCGCCCCCGGAUUAAGGUUCGCCCCCGGAUUAAGGUUCGCCCCCGGAUUAAGGUUCGCCCCCGGAUUAAGGUUCGCCCCCGGAUUAAGGUUCGCCCCCGGAUUAAGGUUCGCCCCCGGAUUAAGGAUCGCCCACGGAUUAAUGUUCGCCCCCGGAUUAAGGUUCGCCCCCGGAUUAAGGUUCGCCCCCGGAUUAAGGUUCGCCCCCGGAUUAAGGUUCGCCCCCGGAUUAAGGUUCGCCCCCGGAUUAAGGUUCGCCCCCGGAUUAAGGUUCGCCCCCGGAUUAAGGUUCGCCCCCGGAUUAAGGUUCGCCCCCGGAUUAAGGUUCGCCCCCGGAUUAAGGUUCGCCCCCGGAUUAAGGUUCGCCCACGAAUUAAGGUUCGCCCCCGGAUUAAGGUUCGCCCCCGGAUUAAGGUUCGCCCCCGGAUUAAGGUUCGCCCCCGGAUUAAGGUUCGCCCCGGGAAUAAGGUUCGCCCCCGGAUUAAGGUUCGCCCCCGGAUUAAGGUUCGCCCCCGGAUUAAGGUUCGCCCCCGGAUUAAGGUUCGCCCCCGGAUUAAGGUUCGCCCCCGGAUUAAGGUUCGCCCCCGGAUUAAGGUUCGCCCCCGGAUUAAGGUUCGCCCCCGAAUUAAUGUUCGCCCCCGGAUUAAGGUUCGCCCCCGGAUUAAGGUUCGCCCUCGGAUUAAGGUUCGCCCCCGGAUUAAGGUUCGCCCCCGGAUUAAGGAUCGCCCACGGAUUAAUGUUCGCCCCCGGAUUAAGGUUCGCCCCCGGAUUAAGGUUCGCCCCCGGAUUAAGGUUCGCCCCCGGAUUAAGGUUCGCCCCCGGAUUAAGGUUCGCCCCCGGAUUAAGGUUCGCCCCCGGAUUAAGGUUCGCCCCCGGAUUAAGGUUCGCCCCCGGAUUAAGGUUCGCCCCCGGAUUAAGGUUCGCCCCCGGAUUAAGGUUCGCCCCCGGAUUAAGGUUCGCCCCCGGAUUAAGGUUCGCCCCCGGAUUAAGGUUCGCCCCCGGAUUAAGGUUCGCCCCCGGAUUAAGGUUCGCCCCCGGAUUAAGGUUCGCCCCGGGAAUAAGGUUCGCCCCCGGAUUAAGGUUCGCCCCCGGAUUAAGGUUCGCCCCCGGAUUAAGGUUCGCCCCCGGAUUAAGGUUCGCCCCCGGAUUAAGGUUCGCCCCCGGAUUAAGGUUCGCCCCCGGAUUAAGGUUCGCCCCCGGAUUAAGGUUCGCCCCCGGAUUAAGGUUCGCCCCCGAAUUAAUGUUCGCCCCCGGAUUAAGGUUCGCCCCCGGAUUAAGGUUCGCCCCCGGAUUAAGGUUCGCCCCCGGAUUAAGGUUCGCCCCCGGAUUAAGGUUCGCCCCCGGAUUAAGGUUCGCCCCCGAAUUAAUGUUCGCCCCCGGAUUAAGGUUCGCCCCCGGAUUAAGGUUCGCCCCCGGAUUAAGGUUCGCCCCCGGAUUAAGGUUCGCCCCCGGAUUAAGGUUCGCCCCCGGAUUAAGGUUCGCCCCCGGAUUAAGGUUCGCCCCCGGAUUAAGGUUCGCCCCCGGAUUAAGGUUCGCCCCCGGAUUAAGGUUCGCCCCCGGAUUAAGGUUCGCCCCCGGAUUAAGGUUCGCCCCCGGAUUAAGGUUCGCCCCCGGAUUAAGGUUCGCCCCCGGAUUAAGGUUCGCCCCCGGAUUAAGGUUCGCCCCCGGAUUAAGGUUCGCCCCCGGAUUAAGGUUCGCCCCCGGAUUAAGGAUCGCCCACGGAUUAAUGUUCGCCCCCGGAUUAAGGUUCUCCCCCGGAUUAUGGUUCGCCCCCAGAUUAAGGUUCGCCCCCGGAUUAAGGUUCGCCCCCGGAUUAAGGUUCGCCCCCGGAUUAAGGUUCGCCCCCGGAUUAAGGUUCGCCCCCGGAUUAAGGUUCGCCCCCGGAUUAAGGUUCGCCCCCGGAUUAAGGUUCGCCCCCGGAUUAAGGUUCGCCCCCGGAUUAAGGUUCGCCCCCGGAUUAAGGUUCGCCCCCGGAUUAAGGUUCGCCCCCGGAUUAAGGUUCGCCCCCGGAUUAAGGUUCGCCCCCGGAUUAAGGUUCGCCCCCGAAUUAAUGUUCGCCCCCGGAUUAAGGUUCGCCCCCGGAUUAAGGUUCGCCCACGGAUUAAGGUUCGCCCCCGGAUUAAGGUUCGCCCCCUGGUUAAGGUUCGCCCCCGGAUUAAGGUUCGCCGCCGGACUAAGGUUCACCCCGGGAAUAAGGUUCGCCCCCGGAUUAAGGUUCGCCCCCGGAUUAAGGUUCGCCCCCGGAUUAAGGUUCGCCCCCGGAUUAAGGUUCGCCCCCGGAUUAAGGUUCGCCCCCGGAUUAAGGAUCGCCCACGGAUUAAUGUUCGCCCCCGGAUUAAGGUUCGCCCCCGGAUUAAGGUUCGCCCCCGGAUUAAGGUUCGCCCCCGGAUUAAGGUUCGCCCCCGGAUUAAGGUUCGCCCCCGAAUUAAUGUUCGCCCCCGGAUUAAGGUUCGCCCCCGGAUUAAGGUUCGCCCCCGGAUUAAGGUUCGCCCCCGGAUUAAGGUUCGCCCCCGGAUUAAGGUUCGCCCCCGGAUUAAGGUUCGCCCCCGGAUUAAGGUUCGCCCCCGGAUUAAGGUUCGCCCCCGGAUUAAGGUUCGCCCCCGGAUUAAGGUUCGCCCCCGGAUUAAGGUUCGCCCCCGGAUUAAGGUUCGCCCCCGGAUUAAGGUUCGCCCCCGGAUUAAGGUUCGCCCCGGGAAUAAGGUUCGCCCCCGGAUUAAGGUUCGCCCCCGGAUUAAGGUUCGCCCCCGGAUUAAGGUUCGCCCCCGGAUUAAGGUUCGCCCCCGGAUUAAGGUUCGCCCCCGGAUUAAGGUUCGCCCCCGGAUUAAGGUUCGCCCCCGGAUUAAGGAUCACCCACGGAUUAAUGUUCGCCCCCGGAUUAAGGUUCGCCCCCGGAUUAAGGUUCGCCCCCGGAUUAAGGUUCGCCCCCGGAUUAAGGUUCGCCCCCGGAUUAAGGUUCGCCCCCGGAUUAAGGUUCGCCCCCGGAUUAAGGUUCGCCCCCGGAUUAAGGUUCGCCCCCGGAUUAAGGUUCGCCCCCGGAUUAAGGUUCGCCCCCGGAUUAAGGUUCGCCCCCGGAUUAAGGUUCGCCCACGAAUUAAGGUUCGCCCCCGGAUUAAGGUUCGCCCCCGGAUUAAGGUUCGCCCCCGGAUUAAGGUUCGCCCCCGGAUUAAGGUUCGCCCCGGGAAUAAGGUUCGCCCCCGGAUUAAGGUUCGCCCCCGGAUUAAGGUUCGCCCCCGGAUUAAGGUUCGCCCCCGGAUUAAGGUUCGCCCCCGGAUUAAGGUUCGCCCCCGGAUUAAGGUUCGCCCCCGGAUUAAGGUUCGCCCCCGGAUUAAGGUUCGCCCCCGAAUUAAUGUUCGCCCCCGGAUUAAGGUUCGCCCCCGGAUUAAGGUUCGCCCCCGGAUUAAGGUUCGCCCCCGGAUUAAGGUUCGCCCCCGGAUUAAGGUUCGCCCCCGGAUUAAGGUUCGCCCCCGGAUUAAGGUUCGCCCCCGGAUUAAGGUUCGCCCCCGGAUUAAGGUUCGCCCCCGGAUUAAGGUUCGCCCCCGGAUUAAGGUUCGCCCCCGAAUUAAUGUUCGCCCCCGGAUUAAGGUUCGCCCCCGGAUUAAGGUUCGCCCCCGGAUUAAGGUUCGCCCCCGGAUUAAGGUUCGCCCCCGGAUUAAGGUUCGCCCCCGGAUUAAGGUUCGCCCCCUGGUUAAGGUUCGCCCCCGGAUUAAGGUUCGCCCCCGGAUUAAGGUUCGCCCCGGGAAUAAGGUUCGCCCCCGGAUUAAGGUUCGCCCCCGGAUUAAGGUUCGCCCCCGGAUUAAGGUUCGCCCCCGGAUUAAGGUUCGCCCCCGGAUUAAGGUUCGCCCCCGAAUUAAUGUUCGCCCCCGGAUUAAGGUUCGCCCCCGGAUUAAGGUUCGCCCCCGGAUUAAGGUUCGCCCCCGGAUUAAGGUUCGCCCCCGGAUUAAGGUUCGCCCCCGGAUUAAGGUUCGCCCCCGGAUUAAGGUUCGCCCCCGGAUUAAGGUUCGCCCCCGGAUUAAGGUUCGCCCCCGGAUUAAGGUUCGCCCCCGGAUUAAGGUUCGCCCCCGGAUUAAGGUUCGCCCCCGGAUUAAGGUUCGCCCCCGGAUUAAGGUUCGCCCCCGGAUUAAGGUUCGCCCCCGGAUUAAGGUUCGCCCCCGGAUUAAGGUUCGCCCCCGGAUUAAGGUUCGCCCCCGGAUUAAGGAUCGCCCACGGAUUAAUGUUCGCCCCCGGAUUAAGGUUCGCCCCCGGAUUAAGGUUCGCCCCCGGAUUAAGGUUCGCCCCCGGAUUAAGGUUCGCCCCCGGAUUAAGGUUCGCCCCCGGAUUAAGGUUCGCCCCCGGAUUAAGGUUCGCCCCCGGAUUAAGGUUCGCCCCCGGAUUAAGGUUCGCCCCCGGAUUAAGGUUCGCCCCCGGAUUAAGGUUCGCCCCCGGAUUAAGGUUCGCCCCCGGAUUAAGGUUCGCCCCCGGAUUAAGGUUCGCCCCCGGAUUAAGGUUCGCCCCCGGAUUAAGGUUCGCCCCCGGAUUAAGGUUCGCCCCGGGAAUAAGGUUCGCCCCCGGAUUAAGGUUCGCCCCCGGAUUAAGGUUCGCCCCCGGAUUAAGGUUCGCCCCCGGAUUAAGGUUCGCCCCCGGAUUAAGGUUCGCCCCCGGAUUAAGGUUCGCCCCCGGAUUAAGGUUCGCCCCCGGAUUAAGGUUCGCCCCCGGAUUAAGGUUCGCCCCCGAAUUAAUGUUCGCCCCCGGAUUAAGGUUCGCCCCCGGAUUAAGGUUCGCCCACGGAUUAAGGUUCGCCCCCGGAUUAAGGUUCGCCCCCUGGUUAAGGUUCGCCCCCGGAUUAAGGUUCGCCCCCGGAUUAAGGUUCGCCCCCGGAUUAAGGUUCGCCCCCGGAUUAAGGUUCGCCCCCGGAUUAAGGUUCGCCCCCGGAUUAAGGUUCGCCCCCGGAUUAAGGUUCGCCCCCGGAUUAAGGUUCGCCCCCGGAUUAAGGUUCGCCCCCGGAUUAAGGUUCGCCCCCGGAUUAAGGUUCGCCCCCGGAUUAAGGUUCGCCCCCGAAUUAAUGUUCGCCCCCGGAUUAAGGUUCGCCCCCGGAUUAAGGUUCGCCCCCGGAUUAAGGUUCGCCCCCGGAUUAAGGUUCGCCCCCGGAUUAAGGUUCGCCCCCGGAUUAAGGUUCGCCCCCGGAUUAAGGUUCGCCCCCGGAUUAAGGUUCGCCCCCGGAUUAAGGUUCGCCCCCGGAUUAAGGUUCGCCCCCGGAUUAAGGUUCGCCCCCGGAUUAAGGUUCGCCCCCGGAUUAAGGUUCGCCCCCGGAUUAAGGUUCGCCCCCGGAUUAAGGUUCGCCCCCGGAUUAAGGUUCGCCCCCGGAUUAAGGUUCGCCCCCGGAAGAAGGUUCGCCCCCGGAUUAAGGUUCGCCCCCGGAUUAAGGUUCGCCCCCGGAUUAAGGUUCGCCCCCGGAUUAAGGUUCGCCCCCGGAUUAAGGUUCGCCCCCGGAUUAAGGUUCGCCCCCGGAUUAAGGUUCGCCCCCGGAUUAAGGUUCGCCCCCGGAUUAAGGUUCGCCCCCGGAUUAAGGUUCGCCCCCGGAUUAAGGUUCGCCCCCGGAUUAAGGUUCGCCCCCGGAUUAAGGUUCGCCCCCGGAUUAAGGUUCGCCCCCGGAUUAAGGUUCGCCCCCGGAUUAAGGUUCGCCCCCGGAUUAAGGUUCGCCCCCGGAUUAAGGUUCGCCCCCGGAUUAAGGUUCGCCCCCGGAUUAAGGUUCGCCCCCGGAUUAAGGUUCGCCCCCGGAUUAAGGUUCGCCCCCGGAUUAAGGUUCGCCCCCGGAUUAAGGUUCACCCCGGGAUUAAGGUUCGCCCCCGGAUUAAGGUUCGCCCCCGGAUUAAGGUUCGCCCCCGGAUUAAGGUUCGCCCCCGGAUUAAGGUUCGCCCCCGGAUUAAGGUUCGCCCCCGGAUUAAGGUUCGCCCCCGGAUUAAGGUUCGCCCCCGGAUUAAGGUUCGCCCCCGGAUUAAGGUUCGCCCCCGGAUUAAGGUUCGCCCCCGGAUUAAGGUUCGCCCCCGGAUUAAGGUUCGCCCCCGGAAGAAGGUUCGCCCCCGGAUUAAGGUUCGCCCCCGGAUUAAGGUUCGCCCCCGGAUUAAGGUUCGCCCCCGGAUUAAGGUUCGCCCCCGGAUUAAGGUUCGCCCCCGGAUUAAGGUUCGCCCCCGGAUUAAGGUUCGCCCCCGGAUUAAGGUUCGCCCCCGGAUUAAGGUUCGCCCCCGGAUUAAGGUUCGCCCCCGGAUUAAGGUUCGCCCCCGGAUUAAGGUUCGCCCCCGGAUUAAGGUUCGCCCCCGGAUUAAGGUUCGCCCCCGGAUUAAGGUUCGCCCCCGGAUUAAGGUUCGCCCCCGGAUUAAGGUUCGCCCCCGGAUUAAGGUUCGCCCCCGGAUUAAGGUUCGCCCCCGGAUUAAGGUUCGCCCCCGGAUUAAGGUUCGCCCCCGGAUUAAGGUUCACCCCCGUAUUAAGGUUCACCCCGGGAUUAAGGUUCGCCCCCGGAUUAAGGUUCGCCCCCGGAUUAAGGUUCGCCCCCGGAUUAAGGUUCGCCCCCGGAUUAAGGUUCGCCCCCGGAUUAAGGUUCGCCCCCGGAUUAAGGUUCGCCCCCGGAUUAAGGUUCGCCCCCGGAUUAAGGUUCGCCCCCGGAUUAAGGUUCGCCCCCGGAUUAAGGUUCGCCCCCGGAUUAAGGUUCGCCCCCGGAUUAAGGUUCGCCCCCGGAUUAAGGUUCGCCCCCGGAUUAAGGUUCGCCCCCGGAUUAAGGUUCGCCCCCGGAUUAAGGUUCGCCCCCGGAUUAAGGUUCGCCCCCGGAUUAAGGUUCGCCCCCGGAUUAAGGUUCGCCCCCGGAUUAAGGUUCGCCCCCGGAUUAAGGUUCGCCCCCGGAUUAAGGUUCGCCCCCGGAUUAAGGAUCACCUCCGGAUUAAGGUUCGCCCCCGGAUUAAGGUUCGCCCCCGGAUUAAGGUUCGCCCCCGGAUUAAGGUUCGCCCCCGGAUUAAGGUUCGCCCCCGGAUUAAGGUUCGCCCCCGGAUUAAGGUUCGCCCCCGGAUUAAGGUUCGCCCCCGGAUUAAGGUUCGCCCCCGGAUUAAGGUUCGCCCCCGGAUUAAGGUUCGCCCCCGGAUUAAGGUUCGCCCCCGGAUUAAGGUUCGCCCCCGGAUUAAGGUUCGCCCCCGGAUUAAGGUUCGCCCCCGGAUUAAGGUUCGCCCCCGGAUUAAGGUUCGCCCCCGGAUUAAGGUUCGCCCCCGGAUUAAGGUUCGCCCCCGGAUUAAGGUUCGCCCCCGGAUUAAGGUUCGCCCCCGGAUUAAGGUUCGCCCCCGGAUUAAGGUUCGCCCCCGGAUUAAGGUUCGCCCCCGGAUUAAGGUUCGCCCCCGGAUUAAGGUUCGCCCCCGGAUUAAGGUUCGCCCCCGGAUUAAGGAUCACCUCCGGAUUAAGGUUCGCCCCCGGAUUAAGGUUCGCCCCCGGAUUAAGGUUCGCCCCCGGAUUAAGGUUCGCCCCCGGAUGGAGGUUCAUCCCCGGAUUAAGGUUCGCCCCCGGAUUAAGGUUCGCCCCCGGAUUAAGGUUCGCCCCCGGAUUAAGGUUCGCCCCCGGAUUAAGGUUCGCCCCCGGAUUAAGGUUCGCCCCCGGAUUAAGGUUCGCCCCCGGAUUAAGGUUCGCCCCCGGAUUAAGGUUCGCCCCCGGAUUAAGGUUCGCCCCCGGAUUAAGGUUCGCCCCCGGAUUAAGGUUCGCCCCCGGAUUAAGGUUCGCCCCCGGAUUAAGGUUCGCCCCCGGAUUAAGGUUCGCCCCCGGAUUAAGGUUCGCCCCCGGAUUAAGGUUCGCCCCCGGAUUAAGGUUCGCCCCCGGAUUAAGGUUCGCCCCCGGAUUAAGGUUCGCCCCCGGAUUAAGGUUCGCCCCCGGAUUAAGGUUCGCCCCCGGAUUAAGGUUCGCCCCCGGAUUAAGGUUCGCCCCCGGAUUAAGGUUCGCCCCCGGAUUAAGGUUCGCCCCCGGAUUAAGGUUCGCCCCCGGAUUAAGGUUCGCCCCCGGAUUAAGGAUCGCCCACGGAUUAAUGUUCGCCCCCGGAUUAAGGUUCGCCCCCGGAUUAAGGUUCGCCCCCGGAUUAAGGUUCGCCCCCGGAUUAAGGUUCGCCCCCGGAUUAAGGUUCGCCCCCGGAUUAAGGUUCGCCCCCGGAUUAAGGUUCGCCCCCGGAUUAAGGUUCGCCCCCGGAUUAAGGUUCGCCCCCGGAUUAAGGUUCGCCCCCGGAUUAAGGUUCGCCCCCGGAUUAAGGUUCGCCCCCGGAUUAAGGUUCGCCCCCGGAUUAAGGUUCGCCCCCGGAUUAAGGACCGCCCCCGGAUUAAGGUUCGCCGCCGGAUUAAGGUUCGCCCCGGGAAUAAGGUUCGCCCCCGGAUUAAGGUUCGCCCCCGGAUUAAGGUUCGCCCCCGGAUUAAGGUUCGCCCCCGGAUUAAGGUUCGCCCCCGGAUUAAGGUUCGCCCCCGGAUUAAGGUUCGCCCCCGGAUUAAGGUUCGCCCCCGGAUUAAGGUUCGCCCCCGAAUUAAUGUUCGCCCCCGGAUUAAGGUUCGCCCCCGGAUUAAGGUUCGCACCCGGAUUAAGGUUCGCCCCCGGAUUAAGGUUCGCCCCCGGAUUAAGGUUCGCCCCCGGAUUAAGGUUCGCCCCCGGAUUAAGGUUCGCCCCCGGAUUAAGGUUCGCCCCCGGAUUAAGGUUCGCCCCCGGAUUAAGGUUCGCCCCCGGAUUAAGGUUCGCCCCCGGAUUAAGGUUCGCCCCCGGAUUAAGGUUCGCCCCCGGAUUAAGGUUCGCCCCCGGAUUAAGGUUCGCCCCCGGAUUAAGGUUCGCCCCCGGAUUAAGGUUCGCCCCCGGAUUAAGGUUCGCCCCCGGAUUAAGGUUCGCCCCCGGAUUAAGGUUCGCCCCCGGAUUAAGGUUCGCCCCCGGAUUAAGGUUCGCCCCCGGAUUAAGGUUCGCCCCCGGAUUAAGGUUCGCCCCCGGAUUAAGGUUCGCCCCCGGAUUAAGGUUCGCCCCCGGAUUAAGGUUCGCCCCCGGAUUAAGGUUCGCCCCCGGAUUAAGGUUCGCCCCCGGAUUAAGGUUCGCCCCCGGAUUAAGGUUCGCCCCCGGAUUAAGGUUCGCCCCCGGAUUAAGGUUCGCCCCCGGAUUAAGGUUCGCCCCCGGAUUAAGGUUCGCCCCCGGAUUAAGGUUCGCCCCCGGAUUAAGGUUCGCCCCCGGAUUAAGGUUCGCCCCCGGAUUAAGGUUCGCCCCCGGAUUAAGGUUCGCCCCCGGAUUAAGGUUCGCCCCCGGAUUAAGGUUCGCCCCCGGAUUAAGGUUCGCCCCCGGAUUAAGGUUCGCCCCCGGAUUAAGGUUCGCCCCCGGAUUAAGGUUCGCCCCCGGAUUAAGGUUCGCCCCCGGAUUAAGGUUCGCCCCCGGAUUAAGGUUCGCCCCCGGAUUAAGGUUCACCCCGGGAUUAAGGUUCACCCCCGGAUGGAGGUUCAACCCCGGAUGGAG
Messenger RNA from Closterium sp. Yama58-4, 14825 nucleotides. The record is from the annotation of a GenBank genome assembly. Lineage: Eukaryota; Viridiplantae; Streptophyta; Zygnematophyceae; Desmidiales; Closteriaceae.